Heteronotia binoei (common prickly gecko) is the source of this 2270-nucleotide messenger RNA. RefSeq names its product zinc finger protein with KRAB and SCAN domains 1-like. The transcript has 5 exons. Gene Ontology annotation, biological process: regulation of transcription by RNA polymerase II. Gene Ontology annotation, molecular function: RNA polymerase II cis-regulatory region sequence-specific DNA binding; DNA-binding transcription factor activity, RNA polymerase II-specific. The record is from RefSeq and is a predicted model, not a curated record. Lineage: Eukaryota; Metazoa; Chordata; Lepidosauria; Squamata; Gekkonidae. The coding region runs from base 324 to 1967 and encodes 547 amino acids.
GUGGAGGAGGAAGAGAGCCUAAAUGAGAGAGGUGAGAAAAGAGGGGAGGAGGCGAAGGCAGCUGUAGGAAGGGCAGGAAAUUGGGGGAGAGGAAAAAGGACUCCCUAGGCUACAGCUCCUCCCUCUCCCCAUGAUUCUGAUCCCAUCCAUAAAGUCCCUGUUCUUCACUUAGGGUUGCCAACCUCCAGGUAGGGCCUGAAGAUAUUCCAGAAUUGCAGGUGAUCUCCAGAUGACAGAGAUCAACUCCAGGUUUGGAAGUACCUGGAGAUUCGAUGGUGUAGCCUGAGAGAGGGGAGAGACCUUGGGGUGAAAAACCCAGGAAGAUGUCAGAAAAAUCUCCUCACGUCUUCCAGGCUGCAUAUGUCAAAGACUUCCUACAAAGAAGAGCAGGAGAACACAUUAAACAGGAGCCGGUUGAGGGUUCCCUUCAGCAGUGGGAAGUCCAGUGGCAGGAGUUCCUCAGGACAGUGGAUUCUCCUCAGUCUCAAUGGACGGUCCCACACUUGCCAGAGAAAACUUCACCCUGGGAGGAUGCCAAGGGCUUUCUGGCCUCCUUUGAACAAGUAGCCGAAGCCUGUCAAUGGCCAAAGGAAGAGUGGGUGACCCAACUUCUGCCAGCCCUCAGUGGAGAAGCCCAGCAGGCCUUUAUCAGUUUGGGGGCCAGGGACAGAGGGGAUUAUGGGAAAGUGAAGGCAGUCAUCUUGCAAGAGGACGCCAUCAGCAGAGAGAAGAUUCGCCAACACUUUAGGUACUUUUGCUACCAGGAGUCAGAUGGGCCAAGAGGAACGUACAACCAGCUCCAAGAACUUUGCCGUCGUUGGCUGAGGGUGGAGAAACACAGCAAGGAUCAGAUCUUGGAGCUCUUGAUCCUGGAGCAGCUUCUGAGCGUCCUGCCCCCAGAGAUCCAGAGCUGGGUGAGGGAAAGCGGUCCUGAGAGCUGCUCCCAAGCGGUGGCCCUGGCCGAGGAGUUCCUCUUGAGGCAGAGAGAGGCCAAGAGGCAGGAACAGCAGGUGCCCUUGGAGGAGGCAUCUGCUUCUGUCCCUCAGGCAGGCCAGGAUCCUCCUGAGAGUGGGCAGAGGCAAUUCUGUAUGGAAACCAAGUGGGAAGAUGAUGUGAAUAGAAGCCAACAGGAAGGAAGCAGUAUGAAAAAGACCCAGGGGCAAAGUUUUCCUCAGGAAGGCUUUGAGUCACAGGAAGCCCUUGAAAGCUCAACAGGAGGCCCACAAUGGAAUAUUUCUUUCCUGGCUGGAUUUGCUGAGGCCAAAGCCUGGAUGUCCAGAAGUGAGGGGGAGACAUACGUUACCCACAAUUCAGAACUGGUGGGACCAUGUGGGACACUGCUGUGGACAGUGAAGCAGGACACGUCUCCGGAAAUCAAUCUGGUGGAGGAAGCAGAGGAAGGACACAAGACCCCCAAGGACACUCAAGCUCAGCCCAGAAUUGAUGCUAGUAAGAACCAAAACACCUCUGGUGCUUUUGGGAAAAGCUUCAGCCAGAACCCUGGCUUUGUGAAAAUCAUUCAUCCGGGAAGAAAAGUGCAUAAAUGCUUGGUCUGUGGGAAAUGCUUUUUUUCCAACUCAAACCUUAUCGUCCACCAGAGAACCCACACGGGAGUGAAACCCUAUAAGUGUCUGGAGUGUGGAAAGAGCUUCAACCGGAGCACCAAUCUUACCACACAUCAGAGAAUCCAUACAGGGGAGAAACCAUACACGUGCCUGGAGUGUGGAAAGAGUUUCAGUCGGAACCACCAUCUCGCCUCGCAUCAAAGAAUCCACACAGGGGAGAGACCUUAUAAAUGCUCCGACUGCAGCAAGACAUUCUGUGACCAGUCAAGCUUUAUUAAGCACAAGAGAACUCACACUGGGGAAAAACCCUAUAAAUGCCUGAAGUGCGGAAAGAGCUUCGGACAGAACACAACCCUUGUUAAGCAUCAGAGAAUCCACACUGGGGCAGAAUCUCCUAUAUGAACAUUUCACCUAUUGGUAGUUGGGUUUCUGCGGCUCAGGAGUUAGUGAAAGAAGGAGGACCUUUUUGGUACUUGCCCCGCCUUUAUGGAACUAUCUGCCUAUGGUUCUAUGGCCAUUAGGGGGCUCUGGCUAUAUGUUGUAGUUUGGAUGGUUGGAAUAACACUAUGUAUUUUUAUUGUUUUGACCCACUUUGGAGAUUCUUCUGGUUUGAAAGGCAAUGUCAUAUGGAAAACAAUAAAACUUUUUAUGGGCUCAACCCUGCAAACAUCCAAAUUCACAUGGAAGAAUUUAAAAAAAAAAACC